UUCUCAAUGGGGGUGUGUAUUGUUGUUGAUGAGACAAUGUCUGAUAGUGUCUUCAGAUACAAUUGACAUGAACCAAGGCUGUUGUUUCAAAAAGGCAUACGAUGCUCACAAAAAGGAAUCAUAUUGUGUGUCAGGCCCAGAUAUACCUGAACAGUUUAACAUUUUAUUUGGCUAAUAUAAUCGAAUCAGAAAGGGACUCCAAGCCAAGAACGCCAAUGCAUGCUUUUGGUUUCAAAUUAGGUUAUUCUGCAUUAUAUUCAUAAUUCAUCGAUUUUGCUAUUUAUUUGUUAAUACAAAAUUUGUCCUAUUUAUAAUCAUCUUUAAUGUAAUGUUUCAUCUUUUACGUAUAUAUUUUCGUCUUUAAUGUCAUUGAAGCUGUGACAUUGAUACAAAAAUUAAUCUCACAUACUUCCCACUAUACAUUUCGUAGGCUUGUCUAUUCAAUGCCUUUAGAAAGAUAUAAAGGUCAAAAUACCCCCUCUUGGGUUUCUCGCAAAAUCUCCAUUCUGUCUUCCAUUUUCAUCUUAUCAGUUUGCCAAAUCUGCCCGGCACAAUCAGAUAACAGAGUGGCAGCCAGAUAUAAGAAGCACCAUUCAGAGAGAGCGAGGACGAGGUGAAGACGAAACUCAAAGACAGAUCAUGACAGUCAGACGCACCUCUUUCCAGUGCCUGGUCGUAUGUUGUGUGUUGACCUGGGUCAUGGCCGAGGAACAGCCUGGAGAGAUCCCAGAGAGAUGCCUCAUGGUGAGGAGCUUCUCCUCGACGCUCACGGCCGUGACUCAUGACAACGGCGACAUCCACACUCGCUCUCUGUCGCCCUGGACGUGGAGGCCGACCACGGAAGAACACCGGAUUCCACACACUAUCUGGGAGGCGGAGUGCAGCCACAGUGACUGCUCUGAGCCCAGCCAGCCAGCCGGAGCCAGGAACAACGCUGUGCCCAUAUACCAGAACCUUCUGGUGCUCCACAAAGGGCCAGAGAAGAACUGCUACAUCGCCUCCCACAGGAUGGUUGCCGUGGGCUGCACUUGUAUUCGGCCUGACAUCUUAUAAAAACGUCAUUUUGAGAGGACUUUUUUCAUGACGCCCUCAGGGUGCCAAGUCUAAUGUUCAAAUAUCUCAAAUGUUUGGAAAUUCGAUUUAUUCUGACAACUAACACAUUGUUUUCGCCUACAUAUUUAACUCAGAGGUACUCCAUUCUGCUAAGCUACUAUUUUUAAACGUUUGGUGUUUAUUCUCAGCUCAUCAAAUUGCAAAUGUUUUUAGUUGCAUUUAUUUAUAUUUAUUUCAUUUGUUUUUUCCACGUUUAUUUGUCAUUGCUGUUGUUGUGUGCAUGUCCCCUCCUGUUUGCUCAACGUCAUUGUAAAUUAGGGAAACCUCAAUGCCUUAUGAGUGUAAAUAAAGGUUUGAAACCAAAAAAAAUAAAACAUC
Molecule: messenger RNA, 1431 nt
Organism: Gadus macrocephalus (Pacific cod)
Lineage: Eukaryota; Metazoa; Chordata; Actinopteri; Gadiformes; Gadidae
Gene: il17a/f2
Product: interleukin 17a/f2
Exons: 3
Coding region: 640-1053 (137 amino acids)
Biological process (GO): inflammatory response
Cellular component (GO): extracellular region
Molecular function (GO): cytokine activity
Source: RefSeq, a predicted model, not a curated record